Molecule: messenger RNA, 4260 nt
Organism: Cephus cinctus (wheat stem sawfly)
Lineage: Eukaryota; Metazoa; Arthropoda; Insecta; Hymenoptera; Cephidae
Gene: wfs1
Product: wolframin
Exons: 6
Coding region: 216-2822 (868 amino acids)
Biological process (GO): endoplasmic reticulum unfolded protein response; calcium ion homeostasis
Cellular component (GO): endoplasmic reticulum membrane
Molecular function (GO): protein binding
Source: RefSeq, a predicted model, not a curated record
GAUCUUCAUCAAUUUAUUAGUGAUUGGUAUUCGUGAUUGUUUUUUUCUUUUUCAAAGUACUGUUUACUCUCUUAUGAAACUCACGCAUGCGCACAUGUCUUUCACUCAGUCUGUUCCAAAAAUUGAGCAGUCGCUCGCUAGCGGUCUCGAUGUAAGGUAAGGUACACGUGUGGCGCUCUUGGAUUUUUUUCAACUCUCUCGAGCGUCUAUAAGACAUGGCCGGUGUUGUACCCUUGUCCGGGAGGUCUGGUAGAAGACAGUGGACGUUGCACGAUGGACCAAGAGGUUCUCUCAGGCGCUUGCGGUCUCAAUUGGCUGAAGAUGGUUGUCCGGAGUCUCAGGUUGUUUUGGGGAAACAUCUUUUGGAAGAAAGAUGUGAACUUGAUGUGGACAAAGAAGAAAAUGCCAAGCUUGGCGUUUAUUGGUUAACAAAAGCCUCGGAGCAGGGUAACCUUGAAGCGACUGAUAUCCUGAGAAAAUGCCUUGCAUCCGGCCGAGGAAUCACCGAACAUAACUAUUACGAUGUGAAAAGUUGUCUAGACAUGUCGCAGGAUGAGAAGUUGGCUAGGCGAGCAGCACGCGAAGUCUUUACGAGCUUAUCAAAUGGUGAAGACUUCAUAACGACGGAACAGCUUCAGAGACGCAUGAGGGACCUGAGUUUCCCUUCGACGAGUAGAUCAAACUAUUCCAGUUCAAACAGAUCCUCACAAAAGAGCUCUCAGAAAUCACUCGGCGAUACCUACCGAGAAGGAUUCUCAGACGAUGGUCUCUCCGAACAUAUCGCAUCUCUCAAAGACGGUGGAAGAAUUGAAGACAGUCCGCCAGACUGGCUGGAACAUCAAGGAGAAAAAAUAACUGAGGCGGUAUUGGUGUCAGCAGCUGCCAGUUAUGCUCGCGGAUUGCUUCCUAUAGUUUCUAAUGCUCUCUGUAUGGUAGAUCCAUCUCAAAUGGCCCUGGAUACGAUUCCUCUGUUACAAAGGCCUUUCGUUCACCCUUUAACAUCCUUGAAGCGUCUUUACACCUGGCUAGUGGAAACGAUAGGCCGUCGCGGCUCCCCGAUAUUCAAGAAAUUAUUUUUCUCAAACGUUCAGACAUUGCUACUUCUUUUGCUUUAUUGCUUGUUCGGCACCGAAAGUCUAGUACUGUUCGUUCCUAUGGCUUUGUACUAUCUGUCAUUCGUCGUGAUGGUCAUCGCUACUUUCCAGAUGUUACAGCGCAAACGUGAACUCUCAGACUUUCGCGUCUGGUCCGGUUUAUUCCUCAGUUAUUCUGGUGGAAAUUUAAAUCCUGACGAGGCGGAGUAUCAAUUUUGCUGUAACAAUCUUAAGCCGUAUGGUCACUUUUUUCUAGCGCUUUUCGUCAAUCUCAUGCUUUAUCCUCUGAUAGCGCAUCAGUGGACACCGCAGUCCGAGUUCACUGUUAUAGCCGUCACGUUGACGCUAGUGACUUUAUUAAAUUUCAUGUGGAAAGAUGCCUCGCAGUUUCCGGACUUCCUGGCGCUCUUUAGUUUCGGAGUUCACGUUCUUGCAAAGUAUCCCUAUGAGACUGACAUGGUCGUAAUCCAAGGUUGGAGAUUUCUGGAUAUAAGAGUACCAACAUUUGCCUCUUACGUCGUGGGCAACGGUAUCGAAUUCUGUCUGAAUUUUCGAGCCGUAUUCUAUCUACUGAUACCUGCGGUAUUUGCAAAAAUGGCAGCACGAGAUGGUUGGCGUGGAACAUACAAAACUCUGAUACCUCACUGUGUCACUUUGAGUUGGUGGCAAAUAGCUAUACUCAGCUCGCAGGGUGCUACCUGGUAUGGCUUGAUCAGAGGAGCACUGGCUCUCGUGGGAAUGGUGUUUUUCCUGCCCAUUGCUGGUUUGGCCUCGGUUGUCUUACCAAUAGUAGCGGCAGCCAAAUAUCUACCGGAAAGUGAUAUGGUCAUGAGGAUAGCAGUCACCGCGUUACUAGGUGGAAUACCCUUCUUGGCUUCUUGGUAUUUGAGGAAGACAAAAGCACGGAAAUUCAAUUGGAUCAUCACACUUAUUCAGCUUGUUUCCGGGGUUGCUGCCGGUGUAUUUCUAUCCUGGCCAAUGAUUUUGGAGUAUAAACGAGAGGUCGAUACCAGUUCCUGUGAAGCUGUGCCCAGCCUGUCUUGGGAACAGUACCAAAAUCAUUGCCAUCAACCAGCCUGGGAGGAAUCAUCCUCGAAAGCGCAAGUGCAAGUUGAGUGUGCACGUUUGGAUGGAAUUCCAAUAUCUUGGGAAGGAUACGUGACGAAUAUUCGAUUGAAGUCCGUAAAAAAUAGUCUGGGAUCCAUAUUGGGUAAAUUACCUGACAGUAUAAGGAUACCAUUGACUUGCAUGUAUGGGAAACCCUAUCAGGAGGAUUGUUCCGCGGGUGACGAGAUGCGCCAAAGAGUCUGCAGGACUAUACAUGAAAUUAAGCGUAAAAAGCAUAAGUGCGAUUUGUCCUCCUGGAACCAAUAUGAAUUUGAAAUCUCGGUUAAGAUGAAGUCCAGUUUGUGGGGUAGCAACGCGGAGGUGGUUCUCCUUGGAGAUCACUCCUUUACGAAUUUCAGUCUAAACAUCUAUCCUGGUGACAAAAUUUGGUUCGCGGGCUCCCUUGGGAAUUCCGGCUAUGAAAUUGAAUCUCUCCUUGGCGGGAUGGAGCCGCACAUUGACCUGGAGGAAGUAGGUUGUUUAGCUUGUCAUACUAUUGAUUUGCAGUCCUACAAACGGAGGAAGUACGAGAUCAGCUUUGAUUCACUCGCAAGGGACGUUUAUCUCGGUGUAAAGACUGUCUUGAAUUUCCUUUUGAAUCCAUUAGUCAUCUUCAAGUAAAUAUAGAGAUUCUGAUAAUGAGAAUCAAAUACUUCCUUUUAUAUGGCGCGCAACGAACAACAGUUCGGCUCGUUUGUUUCGUAAUCAAAUUGAUUAGUUUUAAAAUCUCUUCGCGACAAAGCAGCAAUACUUUAAUGCAUAUAUUGGUACACGUAGUCCAAGAUGCAUUUCGGUGAAAGCGCAGUCAUCACUUCCAUUGGAUGUCAGUGAUUGUACACGUUGAGGAUAUUCUCUCUGUUAAAAAUUAAGACACCUGUUUGCGUAUUUCAAAGAUUUAUAGUUCCAUGCGUUGUAUAUAAAGUUUGUAGGGUUUUUAUUUUAAAGAAGCACUUAGUCUUAUCGGGAAUAAAACUGCAAAGUGUACGAUGGAAUCCUUGAACAGUUUGUUUCUACCGAGUAUGACCAUGACGAGACUAGCAGUAAACGGUGUGCGAUACGUUCACGAUUUGAAAUUGAAUUCUCAGAGAAUGGUGCUGCAGCCCCAAGUGAGUCUAUCUGGAAUACAACAGCAUUCGUAAGCGUACUGCACGAUCGUGUAAUUGAAUAGAAGAUAAUUAUUCUCUCUUCAUAUGUGUUGUAUAUAUAGGUAUAUACAUACAUAUAUAGCCUAGAAUGUUUUUUAUGUUACCGUAAACUCAGGCAUCUUAGAUUUAGAUUUCAUUAAAAAUUUAUAUCCGAGUAUUUUCCAGAGUAUCGGUAUAUUUUAGGAUUGAUGUAUUUUCCUAAAGGCUAUUAUCAGUCGAAAAAAUAAGCCGCAUAUUUUUCUAUUCUGUUAAUCGUAAAUAAAAAUGAUGAAAAUUAUUUACUUUUAUUUAACAUCGUUCAGUGUGAACACCUUAUUCUUAUUAGUGGACUUUUCGCGAUGUUUAAAUCAGUUAAAAACAGCCCGGUGAGCCCACUAUCCUCGUUACUGCCAGUAAAAAAGAGAAAAAGACGGAUCAAAUUAGUAUCGUUUCUCAUUCCUUUCCAGAUAUUAAAAAAAGUCUCCUCGAAACACUCGAUAUUCCUGUAAUUCCAAGACCAUUCUAAUGCGAUAUCUGUUAGAAUAUUAAAAAGACACUGCAAAUAUAUAAGGACUUUACGAAGUUGUGCUACAUUUAUUGAUUAUUAAUGUUAAAAGUUUAGUCCUGAUGUAAUUGCGGAUGUGACGGAGAUUGCAUUUAGUAUCUAUCGUCUCACGAGAGGACAAUAGCGACCAAAAUGUAGAAAGGGAAUUGAAUGGGAGGUAGAUGUGCCUUGAUGUAUUUAGUUUCCCUGAUAGCUUCGUUACUUGCGUUAAAUAUAGAGAUUUUUUCCCCUUUUUUUGAAGAUGAAAGAAAUUUCUAUCACGUUAGAUGUAUGUAUAACGUAACCUAGUACUUUCAAAAAGUGUGCCAAUUCUUGUCUUAUUAGGAGUUUAAUUGUAAAAGAUAUAUUAAAUGAUUUCUUUAAAAACGAA